ACCUGUGCCCCCUGCAAUGAAAGUGAGGAAUCCCAACCACUGGACCACCAGCCUGAAAGAAAACCAUCAGCCACCCAAACACUAGCAGAAUGAGCGACAAUGCUGCGUUGGCUCCUCCGGCUUCCAACCAGGGUCCCACCACCCCACGCAAAGGGCCCCCUAAGUUCAAGCAGAGGCAGUCUCGUCAGUUCAAGAGCAAGCCUCCUAAGAAAGGUGUGAAAGGGUUUGGAGAUGACAUUCCAGGCAUGGAGGGACUAGGAACAGAUAUCACUGUGAUCUGUCCUUGGGAGGCAUUCAGCCACUUGGAGCUGCACGAGCUCGCUCAGUUUGGGAUCAUCUGAACCACUGGAGGUUCUGCCACUCUCAUUAGCUUCUGCUGUAACUCUGAUUACUUCUGCCCUAUUGAUCUGCCAGAAUUCUGACAUGCAGAUGUGGGAAAUGGUUUCACACACCCUCACUUCCCUUAAGUGACUACUAAGAGGUGUCUGAGUGCCAGACUCUUUCAUGCAGCAUAGUUUAGCUCAGAAUAGUGGGUGAAAUCAACUUUUAAUGAGGCAUUCCCAACAUCACCCCUUUUUCCUAUCAGCUGGUUAGAAGUCAUCCAUAUUUCUCUAAAGUCCUUCAAAUCUGUUUUUGCUGGGCACUCAGUACUCUUGGUAGAAGGCUUUUAAGAUAUCGUUUAUGUCCCUCCUCUCCCCUUUUCUUUAAUAAAGGAGAUAUUUACCUCGAAUCUCAAGAUGAAGUUGUAUUAAAUGCUAUAAGCAAAUAUCUGUGGCCUUGUUCUGAGACCCAAUUAAACAAAGAAGGCACAGUUACACAGGAAGUAAGCACUGUGCAUGCAAAAAAGUGUGGGAUUAAUAGGCAAGUUCUGAUUUGACUUUGUCAUGACCUCUUGGGUUCUAAAUUUUAUUGCACCAGGUUAUCCCUGAGACCUGAUGCAGCUUUAAACUGUACAGUUCUGAGCUGGUGGCAAACUGGAGAUGUAAACUCAAGACCCUGACAAUGAGUAUUCUUUUCAUUGCCUUGGUUCCACUGAUUGAAAAGCUGUUUAUCCUUUAAAGUUUAGACGUAGAUGCAAAAGCUAGGUUACAGAAUCUGAAAAAUAAAAUGAU
This is a messenger RNA of Cervus elaphus (red deer), 1112 nucleotides long. RefSeq names its product phosphodiesterase 6H (gene PDE6H). The coding region runs from base 90 to 341 and encodes 83 amino acids. Gene Ontology annotation, biological process: positive regulation of epidermal growth factor receptor signaling pathway; visual perception; positive regulation of G protein-coupled receptor signaling pathway. The transcript is spliced from 4 exons. Gene Ontology annotation, cellular component: photoreceptor outer segment membrane. Lineage: Eukaryota; Metazoa; Chordata; Mammalia; Artiodactyla; Cervidae. Gene Ontology annotation, molecular function: cGMP binding; 3',5'-cyclic-nucleotide phosphodiesterase activity. The record is from RefSeq and is a predicted model, not a curated record.